CGUUAAGAAUGGAAGAGGAUGCGGACGACGGAAUCAGGUCUGACUCCUUGUGUUUCAUCAACGACCACGUCGGAUUUCAGGGCAGUAUAAAAACCUCACCCGGUGACUUCAUCGUUACUGAGAUCGACGAACUGGGACGGUUAGUCAGCAAGGCCACCGACGAACCUCUUUGUGAAAUUAGUAAAACACAACCUGAUCCGAGUAAUUGCGUCAAGAAGCCAAAGCUAAAUACUCAGACUGUAGACUUAGAAUGUGAAAAUAAUGAAGAAGCCGCUAACUCGCCCGGGCGCUCACCCGCGGGGCACUCGGAGGGCGACCGGGUCCAGCCUGCGGGCUCGGAUCGUGACUCAGAAAAAGAAAACAGCGUCCGCUGUGCGACUUCUAAAUGUGAAGUAGAAAGCGUUGGUUUAUUAAGUUCACUUUUAGAUGAAAGCACUCACACAUCGCUGGAUCACUUUGCCCGUGAUGUCAAAGAGAUGUGGAAUUCAAGAACUGAACUAACCGAACCGUCUCCUGAAUUGUCCCUAGGCAGGAUCCUUGACAAACGCCAAAGGGCUGCCCUGCACAGUGCUGUGAGGCAGACAUUUCCCUUCUUGAUAACCGUAGGAAACAACAGCGAAGUGGUUGUAAAACCGAGUCUUGAGUAUAAGGAACUCAGCCACUUGGUGUCUGAAGAGGAAGCACUUGGCUUUUUCAGAUAUUUGGACGCAAAGAAAGAAAACUCCAAGUUUACCUUUCAACCGGAUCCAAACAAAGAUCACAGGAAGGCUGUGCACCAUUUUCUCAACAAGAAGUUCGGAAACCUGGUGGAAACCAAGUCUUUUCCUGGGCAGAGCCACAGUGCUGGGAACCCAAACACAGCCAUAACUGUGAGAUUCCGGGAAAAAGCACACGGAAAGAGAUCUCACCCGGAAGGCGAGAGAAGAAGAGCGGUGUAUACAGCUUUCACCCUACAAAAGGAAAAUCUGGAGAUGUUCGAAGCAAUUGGUUUUCUGGCCAUCAAACUUGGCGUUAUUCCUUCGGAUUUUAGUUACGCGGGCCUUAAAGACAAGAAAGCAAUCACCUAUCAAUCAAUGGUAGUUAGAAAAGUGACUCCUGAGAGAUUGAAAACAAUCGAAGAAGAAAUUAAGAAGAAGAGAAUGAAUGUGUUUAAUGUUCGGUCUGUAGACGAUUCUCUCAGACUUGGUCAGCUCAAAGGAAACCACUUUGAAAUUAUCAUCAGAAACCUAAGAAAUCAACCAAAUGAUUCUGCCAACCUGAGAGAGAGAAUUUUGGAGGCAAUAGAAAAUGUUAAGAAUAAAGGUUUUGUGAAUUACUACGGGCCACAGAGAUUUGGGAAAGGAAAGAAAAUCCAAACAGACCGAAUUGGAUUGGCUCUCCUGAAGAAUGAAAUGGUAAAGGCCAUAAAAUUAUUUCUUACGCCAGAAGACGCGGAUGAUCCUGUCAAUAAAGCAAAGAAAUACUUCCUCCAAACUGAGGACGCUAAAGGCACGCUUUCACUGAUGCCCGAGUUCCGGGUUCGAGAGCGGGCGCUGCUGGAGUCCUUGCAUCGCUUUGGCGUGACGGAGGAAGGCUGCGUCCAGGCCUGGUUCUCCUUCCCCCAUUCCAUGCGUAUAUUCUACAUCCACGCAUACAGUAGCAGGGUUUGGAACGAGGCAGCGUCGUACAGACUGGCAGCCUACGGACCCAAGGUGGUGAAGGGGGACCUGGUCUGCUUGGAUGAAGAUGCGGACGAGCAUCUUCCAAGCAGUAAAGUUCACCUGGUGACCGAGGAAGAGGAGUCAGCUGACACAUAUGCACUGCACCAGGUCGUUCUGCCCGUGCUUGGAUACAACGUUCAGUACCCGGAGAACAAAGUAGGGCGGUGGUACCAAGGGGUCCUCGGCAGGGACGGACUGCAGGCCUGUAGGUUCAGGGUGCCCGCCCUGAAGCUGAAUGUACCCGGCUGCUACAGGCACAUCGUGAAACACCCCCACAACGUGUCACACCGACUGGUCCAUCCCGACGCCGCCGAGCUUCGUGCGGAAGGCCCCCACGCCGACGACACUGCCUCAUCGCUGGCCUUAUCCUUCGACCUCGACGCUUCGUGCUACGCCACCGUUUGUCUGAGGGAAAUGAUGAAGGACGACAUUUAAACCCACACCCUGAGGUAGCUGCCAUUAGGUAGCCGUGGUUCCUAGGGCUCGCUUGACCUUGAGCUUCGUGGUUGCUGCUCCUCAGUUUUCACCGUGUCCUGAGAGGGUGGGCGUGGCGUAUUAACGUAAGCAUCGGUGUCUACAUUUAAAGCUCCAGGGCCGUGGUCUUUAAGGUCAUGCUUUAGGGAAUUUUGCUCCAGUCACAAAAGCUCCAGAUCUUUGGAGCACUGCUCCGAGCCCCGGGGCUGCUGCACAUCACACUUAAGAGAGAGGCAGAGAGAGGACACAGUCCACACUGCUUAAAGGUAAAGCCAGGUGACAGUGAAACCCUGGUGACCGGACCAGAGAGGCUUUUCUCCAUCACUGCACGCGAAGUGGCUGGUGUAACACCAUGCAAGGGCGAUAUCUGCUCUCAUAAUCUGUUUAUGAGAUCAUUUUUUGAGGAAGACUGAAGAUCUUAAUUAAAAAAUUUUAUACUAGUUUUUUUUAUACCUGUUCCCCUAACUCUUUGUUAUAUUUUCUGUCAUCUGAAACUCAGAUUUUAGACUCCUGUCUGUACCCACAUUCUGUUUCAAUGACACUAGACAUGGUAUUGAUUCUUUUUUAAAAUAAAGACAUUCUUGAUGACCUGA
This is a messenger RNA of Rattus rattus (black rat), 2767 nucleotides long. It is a transcript of the gene Pus7l, whose product is annotated as pseudouridine synthase 7 like. Gene Ontology annotation, molecular function: RNA binding; pseudouridine synthase activity. The record is from RefSeq and is a predicted model, not a curated record. The transcript is spliced from 8 exons. Lineage: Eukaryota; Metazoa; Chordata; Mammalia; Rodentia; Muridae. Gene Ontology annotation, cellular component: nucleus. Bases 9 to 2135 code for a protein of 708 amino acids. Gene Ontology annotation, biological process: pseudouridine synthesis.